AACGUGUUGACCUCUUGUGUUACAGGCGUACGUACGGCGCUUCCCCAAGUGCGACAUGAUCCCCGUCAUGGCUGGCACCGACAUCCUCAAGGAGACCGUCUCCAAGGACGGCGCCAUCAACCAGGUCUCCCGCCGCUGUAGACUACACGUCGAGGCUCCUUACCUCCUUAAGAAGAUCAUGGGCGUGGAAUAUAUCUACUUUGUGCAGACUAAUACUCUUGACAACAGAAAUAGAACUCUUACCAUUGAAGCCUACAAUGAGAGCUUUUCUUCCCGGGUUGUCAUCAAUGAGAAAUGCCGCUACACGGUUCAUCCAGAGAAUACCGACUGGACCUGCUUUGAGCAGACAGCCACUCUAGAUAUUAAGUCAUUUUUUGGAUUUGAGAGUACAGUUGAGAAGAUCGCCAUGAAGCAGUACUCACAGAACAUAUCAAAGGGCAAGGAAAUUAUUGAAUACUUCAUUGAGGAGCUCCGUAAAGAUGGCGUCACAUAUGUACCACGAUGGGAAGAACCAACUCAAAAGGCUUUGCCAGAAGUUUGUGUUAUUAAUGAAAGCAAGAAACUGGAAAGUGAAGCAGAGAGCAGCUCAGAAGAGACAGAGAGGCGCGACCGCACCAGCAGCACUCCAUCUACUGGCUCCACUGAGCUUCAUCUCGGCGCAUCUGCCACACACCUCCCGAGCAUGGAUAAGGUCAACCUUAAUGAAGACAAUAACAAGCUGGAUGCAGACUACAUUAAGAGAUGUCUAGGAGACUUGACUCCCCUACAAGAGUCACGGUUGAUACAACUUAAGAAGUGGGUUGGUGAACUACAAAAAGGGAAAGUUCCAAGUGAUACCUGCUUGUUACGAUUCUUGCGAGCUAGAGAUUUCAACAUUGAAAAAGCACGGGAGAUGUUGAGCCAUUCUCUCAUUUGGAGGAAAAAGAACCAGGUGGAUAAGAUGAUGAAUGAGUACCAGGUACCUCAGGUAGUGAAUGACUAUUUCCCAGGAGGAUGGCACCACCAGGACAAAGAAAGUCGACCAUUGUACCUCUUGCGUUUAGGCCAAAUGGAUGUUAAAGGCCUUGUUAAAUCUGUUGGCGAAGAAGGACUCCUAAAACAUACACUGCAUAUAUGUGAAGAGGGUCUUCGUCUGACAGAGGAAGCCACAGUUAGUCAGGCACGUCCAGUAACCACAUGGACACUCUUGGUAGACUUGGAAGGUCUCAACAUGCGCCAUCUUUGGAGACCUGGCAUCAGGACACUGCUCAAGAUCAUUGAGAUCGUGGAGGCAAACUACCCUGAGACGAUGAGUUGUGUUCUGAUCAUCCGGGCACCUCGUGUCUUCCCAAUCCUCUGGACUCUUGUGUCAACCUUCAUCGAUGAUAAUACCAGGUCCAAAUUUCUGUUUUAUGGUGGAAAUGAUUACCAAGGACCUGGUGGCUUGGUUGACUACAUGCCAAAAGAGAAUAUCCCCGAUUUCCUAGGAGGAGAAUGCAAGCGAAGUACUCUAUCUCGCUUUGGCCCUGUACCUGAGUCCAUGUACACUGUCAUGUACCCAGAUGAGCUGGAGCUUUGCACUGUGGUGCACGAAGGUGGUCUUGUGCCUAAGAGUAUGUACCAGCCAGGGGAGGAUGUGGAUGGAACAAGGCAGCACAUCCCAUUGUCAGACCAGUCUAUGUAUCAUUCAGUCUCUUUAGGUCGUGGUCAGGUUCAUGAAGUGGUUUUGCUGAUAGAGGAACCAGGAUCUGUUAUCUGUUGGGACUUUGAUGUGAUGAAGAAUGAUGUGUCAUUCUCUGUCCUACGCACUAAAGUACCCAUAACACACCGCCCAGAGCCACAGUCCCCAACUGGAGCAAUGGGUGUCAUUGAUGCUGUAAUGGGCAGUGAUGACCAACACCGCUCUGUUAUUGAGAAGACCUGGCGGGAAGGCCAUGAAUACUUCCGCGUUGAGCCACAACUGAUCUGUCAUGAUGGAGAAAGCAUACAGUAUCAUGAGAGAGAUGGACACGAAACCUGCCGUACGGACCAGCAACCUGUGUAUCGGGAAGGAGAGAGCAUACAGGGUUCCCAUGUUACAUCCCACAUGGGCACAUAUGUAUUGCAGUGGCGUUACUAUGAGUCAACCCAACACUCAUCUCCACUUGAUAUAAUUGAUUCCAUAACAGCACCAAAGUCUAAAAUUAUGUAUUACUAUGAGACUCUCAAAUCUGCUGACUACAGGGGCUCCAUGACCAGCCUGCAGUCAUGCCAGAGUGGCUUUUCAUCCCUCUCCUCCAAUACCAACAAGUCUGCAACUUCUUCGUGUCCAUCCCGCUGACCCUGAAUUACCACUUGUUAAGAUUUAUCACUUUAAUCUUUGCCAGGAUCCCUGUUAACUCUGUAAUAUCUGCUUUGCUCCAGACAUUCUUUUAUUGGACGUGGGAAAUUUUAGAUUUCUUCAUGAUACAGAAAAACAGCUUCAUUUUUUGACAAGUGAAUUUGUUCCUGCAAUUGGGUGAAGUUGUUAGGAUGUGGUUUGUUAUGGAAUGCUCACUUUGUUAUAAGAAGUUUUAGGUUAGCAGACACCUUACUUAGGACGCUGCCUUUUCAGUAUAGGACACAGCAUAAUAAAUAUAAACAUCAGCUAAGAAUUUUCUUGUGUAGAAUUGCAGAGCAGUCAGUAUUACGAUUAUUUUUAAAGCAUAACUAAGUAAACUGAAUCAAUGUUUUCAGAAUGUAAAGGUUGAGUUUUCAGAAUGAGAAUCUGUACAAAAAACCACAAUAUUAUUAUGUGUACUUUUUUUUGACAGGAAAGAGCAGCAGCUAUUUUUCAGUUAUUUACUUUAGACGGGGAUCCCAAUGAAAAUAUUAUCUUCAAGGUACAUAUCUGGGGUUUAUCUUUUUAUUUAAGGAAUUAUACAAACAAGGUUCUUUCAGUAUUGGAAAGGCAUUGUAGUGUCUUAAAUUCAGUCCUGUAUGAUUUGAAAUUAAUGUUAGGGAAACAUGUUCAUGAUGUUCACAUUGUAUAAUAAUGGUUGAAUAUAAAGAUAUCAAAAUCCUUUAUUGGAAAGGUAAAGGUAGUAAUGAUCAAACAGGCAGCAGUCAUCUCAAUGAUGCUUUUAAUACCUAAUUUAAAUUAAUUGGUCAAUGGGCAUCACUGGCCCUUUCCAUAUGAUAUGAACUUAAUGCUUCACAUCAACUCAAUCUCCAUGAUGCCCAGGGGCUCCUAUUCUAUUGGUUUGUGGGCAUGGUACAAACUGUCAGCUCCUGUUCUAGGAGUGGUCUUUGUAUAACUGUUGUUUUAUUAUUGUACACAUAUCUUUUGUGCAGUGUUUUCCAUAUUUUCAGUGGUCAUGAAACUUGCAUUAUGUUAUCAAGUUUCUGAAGUUAUUAUAUAUACAGUACUAAUGUAUUUUAUUAAUUUCAUAAUCAUAUAUGAAAAAUUACUAUUUUUAAGAUAUGAAGGAAGAAUCCCUCCGGAAUACCUCUCAGCAUAUACCUCGGUAAUGAGCUUUUAUGUACACGUAAAUGUACAAGCAUAAUUUUUCAUGUAUAGUUAAAGGGAAAGUGUGAGGAUUGAUCUAAGUUAGCUUUUCAGUAAAGACGUUUGGUUCAUAUAAUCAGAUUUAAAACUUCUCACUAAUGAUAUUUGCUCAAUUUUAUGGUACAAUAAAAUUCUUACAAAUUUAUCAUAGAUGUAAGAGAGUUGGAAUUGCUUGUGCAAGUAAUAUUGGAGAAUCAGCUAUCUCAUCUUGAAGAAGGAGGAGGACAGUAAAAUCAUGUUCCUCAAAUUUAUAAGAUUUUAAAAUUUCUACCCUCACUUUGCAUUUGUCACUUUACAAAAUUUUUUUAAAAUAUACUAAAAGAUUAAUUAUGCCAAUAGAGGGGAAUUCCUAUUGAGUUGACCAAAUCAAAUACUGUACUUGAAUAUGUGCCUAAGGCUUAAUUGGACAACUUGUAAAAUAUAUACUGUAUUCAAGUGUUCAAAGUUGUCAAUUAUGAAUCUGUUUUGGUGUGAUGCUCGAGAAUUAUAUAAAUAUCUGCUGGUGAGUCAUGGAAAUUGUUUACUCAGUUGAGGUUUUUGGAGGAGGAGCCUCUGCACGUCUUCCAUACAGAUUACGUGACUCGUGGCACCUACAGAGCUAUUCCUCACACAACUAAUGUAUACAGGUAAUUAAUGUUAUGUAAUGCUAUAUCAAAGAAAACACAUAUAUUUUGAAACAUAUUGUUGGUCAUAGUAUAGUAUAGGGCAUCACAUAGAUGGGAGUAUUUUUCUUCCUCUAUGUGCAGAUAUUUAACAUACCCACUUGUCUGAAUGCAUCUGUGUACAGCUGUACAUUGUUGAAAGUCAGUGCAGAGCACUGAAGUCCAUUUUGUAGUGUAAUGAUUUCCCAGUGAAACAUUCUAGAGUGUAUGAAUUGUACAAGUGUCUAUGCACGUUAACUUGCUGGCAGCACCUUAGAGCUAGCAUCCAUUUGUGUCAUGCAGAGUUUCUGUCCUGAACAUACAUGUGCUAUAAUUUUUCAAACUGAUAAUGUUCCUGCUGUGAUGGUUUGGGUGUGUCUGUAAAACUGGACAAUAUUUUGUCGAGUUCAAGAAAACAUGUUAUAUCUAGAUGUCUAGCUAUUGUCUAAUGGUAGAGUAACAUUCAGUCUAGUCUAUCUAUAAUUUAUAGAAAUGUUAUCAGAUGUGUAUAUUGUGGACAUUACUUACGUAGGUAAUGUAUCAUGUAUAACGUGUAACCUAUUUGUAUGAUAUAGUAAUCGAAAAUGGGUGUUUAAUUAAUUUGAUUUUUAAACUACUUCUCGGUGAUAAAUCUCUUCAAUAUUUGUUUAAUUUUAUUAAUUAUUUUAUCGUGAACUGGGGCAUUCUUAAUAACAUUCAGACAGAGUACUGCCUCUCAAUACACUGUACAGUAUAACAAUCAAAAUGGAAUCUGCAUAAUUUUAUUAUAAACGGGCAUUCAUUUUUACACAUACAAAGACUCGUCUUUGAAUUGAGCACCCAAAGACACAUUCAUUCCUUAUUAAAUGGUAGUAUAUCAGGCUUCUAUAGAGCUUUAUUACUUCAACAUAAACAAAAAAUUAAGAUUCUUUUAACUCAUCAUUUGUUUUGAAUGUUGCACCUGGUUCAUUAAGUAUCAUGAUCAUGGCAUCCUAAACUUUCUCACUGUAAAAGUUUUGUUUGUGUGGACAACUUGAAUUGUUCUUAUUGCUUUACUCAUGGAUGCUGUGAUCAUGCCACAAAGUCUACCAUCCCAAUAUGAGCCAAGACAUUUAUGGUUACUGGGAAAAUAAAUGUUACAGAUCAGUAUCCGCUAUAACCUCCAGUCUCUUCCAAAAACCUUAUGGUUCUUUCACCCAUGAUUUUUUUUUUUUAAUUUAUUGGUCAGUUUUAGUUUGCCAGUCUAUAAUGUAAAUGACUCCUUUGUUUCCACUUUAAUAUCUUUUUAGUGUGUGGCAGAUUCUAGGAUAUUUUGUGUAAACUCUAAAGUUACAUUUGAUUACCCCGGUAUUAGAGUCCAACCUGUUUCAUGGGUAGAAAUGUUAUAGUAAUAACCUUCCAUUUGUUUGUUCAUUGAUAAAAUUACCAUUUUCUAUGCAAACACUUGCCCCAGUCACUUGAAUUUACAACUGGGAACUCCUUUCUUGGGUCCUCAGGACUGAUUAGCAUGAACAAAAGCAUUUGGCCUUAAGUGAUGGUUGCAACCAUAAUUUGCUGUCUUGUUGAUUUGUGUAUGCAUAUUGUGUAUAUAAUGUGUACAUAUGUUUUAGUCAUGUCAAAGAACAGAUGGAAUGCAUCUGUCUCAUUUUAAACAGGAAUAUUGCACCAGGACUAAGGAGAUCGGUGCAAUUAUGGUCGAUAAUAUUUUUUUUAUCCGCCAUCUUAAGUGAAAUUUAACAUUAUUUUAUGGUAUUAAAUUUUUGUUUUGACAACUGUGUGAAUCUCUUAUCUGUGUUCAGUAUUUGAUAAAUAAGAACGGACAUUCUACACCUUGCUUGGGUAGGGCCAGAGACCGGACAAGCACUGGGAAGGCUCUAAAAUAAACCUACUGUAAUGAAAAAUUGGUAAUGAAAAAUCACCUUAAAGUAGUCUUUGACCCUUGCUUUGCAUGAUUAAAAAAACAAACACAAGGAAUCAAACAAAGAGAUGAAAAGAGUUUUCAUUUACAUCUUUCCUCUGAUUGUUUUUUAAAAUUUCCUUUCAGCGAAGUUAUACUUUCACUGAUGGCAUUACGCUAAUACCUGUGCUAUCUAGUCUGGUGUGUACGACGGUAAGAAGCAAGAUCAGUUGCUCUAAUGUUUUUCUCUGAGAUGAAGAAAAUCGCUUUUCUUAUGUAACAUAUCACAAUGACUGCUCGUAGUGUCUUGCAUAAUUAAUGUCUAGAAAAUUGAGAGACUGAUGACUUUUUGCCUUUUAUUGUAAUUGUAAACUGUUAAUGAGCAAUAAAAAACAUUACUUAAAUAUAUUGUAGAUGAAUUUUAAGGCUAAAAAUGUGCAAAGCAUAAAAUAAAUGUCAUGUACUGUACUGUAUUAAAUAUUUUGUUAUCUAUUUGAUUACAGUGAAUAUAAUCCAGAUAAUUCCUGAUUUAAAUAAACCAAUGAAUAAUUUGAAUGACUAAUAAAUUCUUUAAUGGUGCAGCAUAUUGUAGGUACAGUAUUGUAUUAAUUUUUCCAUUUAUUGCACUCCUGUAAAACAGUUGUUGUUGCCAAGUCAGUUUUUUUUUCCUUGGGUCUGUAAGUAUUUAAAAUUAUAGAGUGAAUUUGAAUUAGCCUCCUCUCAAGAUGAUAUUUUUCCAAGGAGACAGAGAGAUUUCCUGCACAGCUCCAUGCACCAGUGUGUUCCACCUGAGUAAAGCAUCAAAAGAAUACAAAAAUUGCUAUAAUUUAGCAAUGACCCUCUGAUUGUAUACACAGCUUCAGAUCCUUCAAAGUUUCUUCUAGAGUUGAUUAAACCGCAUCAAAUAAGCUGUUUGCUCAGAACUAAUUUAGCAGAAAAAUAAUAAUCUUUAUACUGUACUAAUGAUGACAAUAAUUAUAUGAUUAAUAACCAUAAUAUUAGCAAUAGAGAGGUAGCAUCCUCACCUUCUGGUAAGAGGGAAGUUGCAAACAGGCACCAAAUAUGAGAACAAUUUCAUUAAUUACAUUAAUAUGUUAAUGUCUGAGUUUAUUCUUGGAAUUUAAAAGUAAAUUUAGGAUUGUUUUCCAAACUUUUUAUUAGCUUUACUGUAGGUUUUACUCUGAAAUUGUAAGUGAAAAUAAAGCCAGAGCUUACUAUUGUCAAAAUAAAUUUUGAUAACGCUUAUCACAUAAAAACACUUACUGAUUCUUGCAUUAUCUGGAUCUGAAAAGGUAGAGAACCAAACUGUAAAUAACAUUAAUAUAUUUCUUGCUUCACUGAUGUACUUAUCAGGGUGAUACUGUGUAGUGGAAUCUUUGCUCUUGUAAUGGGACAAAUAAAAGGUAUUCAAAUGUAAAAGGAA
Messenger RNA from Homarus americanus (American lobster), 7445 nucleotides. It is a transcript of the gene retm, whose product is annotated as SEC14-like protein 1. The record is from RefSeq and is a predicted model, not a curated record. The transcript has 17 exons. Lineage: Eukaryota; Metazoa; Arthropoda; Malacostraca; Decapoda; Nephropidae. Bases 56 to 2299 code for a protein of 747 amino acids. Gene Ontology annotation, cellular component: cytoplasm.